AGAGCGAUGUUCUAUUACAUAUUUAUAGAUUUCCAUUAAACACUUGGAAUUGGUUAUGGCUGACACUGACCGUCAUUUUGGCGUGAGAAGGAUCUGUGAGCUCGCUACUGGUUCAUUUACAGAAAUGGCUAUAUGGAUGGAAAUAACCUUGUUCAAGCAUUGAGGCUGGCUAUAUGCAUCCGUGGACAACCCACUUCUGAUCAGACAUUCCUUUUUUAUUUAGCAAAUAGUGAAACAUCUCUGAGAUUCAAUGAUAGCCCUCCGUCAAAAAAACAGCAAACGAAAAAACCAAAAAAAAAAAAUACUAACCCCAUUAGGAAUAAAUUUACCGGUUCAGUCUCCAUUAUUAACAUCCUGGAUAACGUCUCCUCCUAAUGCCAACGCUGGUACUCCUCUUAUUGACCUUCCCUGUCACCACUAUCGUGCUGGCCCCCGUAUCACUCCUUCUCAAGGGUCAUGGUUUGGGCUACUUAACCGAGGAACACAAUAUCUUUAACCUUAUGUUUGCAGACUACGGAAUCAUUGUCUUUAUCACCUUGUACACCGCCAUAUCGCUAUUAGAAAUAAAAUACACGGAGACAGACGUGUCAUUUCACGCGGUUUUGGUACGCCAGACUCUGAAACUCGCCGGAUAUGUGGCCUACGCUGCUGGCUUGUACUUAUUUCUUAUUCUCCCAAUCUACCGUUCCACAGGCUUCAAGAUAAGUGGGCACUUGUUUGGUCUUUCGUUACUUCUGCUCACAACUGUGAUUGAACUAGCACGAGUCAAAGGCCUACCCCGCGACGAUUCAUCUAGCAAGAUUUUCAAAAGGAUAACGGUAGCAGUUCUAGCGGUGUGUGCUGUUUGGUACCUAUUAUUCUUGAUAACUUGUGUGUUUUUCCACACUUUCCCGGAAAAGCUCUUGGGAUUGGCCCUUGGUAUGGUCCCUCCGGUGGUUUUGUGUAUUAAAAGCCCCGACUUGGAUUUCUUGUCUGUGUUUCAAAUAAGUUAAGGGACUCGAAAUGAUGUAAAUAACUGCCAGUAUAAAUUCAAUUUCACACCAAUUUGGUAGAUUAAGAUGCUUGAAUAUCCGCAGAGAAUAAGCUAUGGUGGAGGAAAAUACAAGUCACUGAAAGUUAUCGUCCUUUGGUAUGGAACGAUACCUAUAC
Babjeviella inositovora NRRL Y-12698 is the source of this 1149-nucleotide messenger RNA. RefSeq lists its product as uncharacterized. The record is from RefSeq and is a predicted model, not a curated record. NCBI's taxonomy places the organism in Eukaryota, Fungi, Ascomycota, Pichiomycetes, Serinales. The transcript has a single exon. Gene Ontology annotation, biological process: lipid droplet organization; lipid storage; phospholipid biosynthetic process. Bases 375 to 992 code for a protein of 205 amino acids. Gene Ontology annotation, cellular component: endoplasmic reticulum membrane.